UUUGGCUCUUUCUCUAUUCCACGCUUUAGGGUAUCUGCGAUGGCGGUGAAUCCGGCUCGUAAUGUAGUCUUCGUUACCGGCAAUGCGAGGAAACUAGAGGAGGUUGUUCAAAUUCUGGGUGACGAGUUUCCUUUCACACUCAUUUCCAAAAAGAUUGACUUACCAGAGUACCAGGGUGAGCCUGAUGAAAUCUCAAUAAAGAAAUGUCAGGAAGCAGCCAUACAAAUUCAGGGUCCUGUUAUAGUGGAAGACACGUGUUUAUGUUUUAAUGCCCUUGGCGGACUCCCUGGUCCAUACAUAAAAUGGUUCCUGGAAAAGUUGCAUCCUGAAGGUUUGUAUAAGAUGUUAGCAGGCUUUGAAGACAAAUCAGCGUAUGCACUCUGUACCUUUGCAUACAGCACAGGAAACCCAAAAGACCCAGUGAAGCUAUUUCGAGGGAAAACUCCGGGCAAAAUAGUCGAUCCUCGGGGACCCAGAAACUUUGGUUGGGAUCCUUGUUUCCAGCCAGAUGGCUUCGAUCAGACAUAUGCAGAAAUGCCCAAAGCCGUAAAGAAUUCAAUCUCCCACCGUUACAAAGCACUUCGCGAAUUGGCAGAUUAUUUUAUUGAGAAGAAUGAUUCCUCAAAAAAGGCCAGGCUAGAAGAGGAAAGCCAUUAAUGUCUGCAUGUUUAAUCUUUUAUAAAAAUAAAAAUGUGCUCAUGUAAUUUGUAUCAGGUGACAAAUAUUUUAAAAUGUGGUUUUUUUUGCAAAACUUACUGGGUUAUGAUGGAUUAGCAAAGCAGUUCCAUCUUUGUACCCUCAUCUAUGUUAAACAAGUCUUGGCUAAGCCUGAUAGGAUGGGAUGUUCUGAGGACAAAUCAAGUUGGACCACCCAUGCGCACAUCCUCACAGAGAAAUCCAGGUAUUUUCUUCAGCCACAUCACUUGGUCAGCUCGCUAAAGCCAUUUUUUAGUAUUUUCACAGGAGAUGCCCCUGAAUGGUUUACAUCACUUUCUCCUAGAUGCCCCAGUUAAUGCAGGUCAAGUUUGCCCUCUGGGUAACACUCAAGCAUUUGUCAUUCAAAAUCCGGAUUCCAAUUGGUUUUCCAUUUUGUUAUGAGUGUAUUUUUGGAAUAAGUAAACAUACUAUAUUUCACAACUUAGAGUGGGGGAAAAUGUCCCUUUUUGGUUAUGGAUUAGCAAUACAGAACCCAAUCUGCUUAUGGGUCUUUGCUCACGAGAAAACAUAAUCAGGUAGAAAUCUUUGUAUUUUAAAUCUGUUGCUUCCUGGUGGACACCUGCAGUGGGGUUCCUUUAUUUAGACUGCUGGUUAGGCAGCAUGUCAACCUCAUUCAGAGCAAUGCAAUCUUACAGAGGGCCUCAAGUAAGUCUCAGGCCUCAAACCUGUUCUCGGUGUUCAGGAUCAACCCUGGCCACCUAUUUUCUUGCUUAUAAAGAAUUGGGGGGGGUGGUGGGGGGUAGGGUUGCAUUUCCAGCUCAUAAUGAGCGGUCAACUCUUGCCCUUCAUAUUGAAUUUAAGUGCCUGUUUAGUGCCUAAAAACAGCCAUGGCGCCAUCAAAUUUCAUUCCCAUUUCUUUUUGUUGUGGUAAGAGAAAUGCAGCUGCAGUUAGAGUUCAGUAAUAUAAACAAGCAUUCAAAUAAUUCACCAAGGCACAAAAUUCCUGUGUAACAUGCAACCAAUUUUUUAAUCCACUUUACAAACGAGCCCUUUUUGUUUUGAACAAUAAAUUUUAUAGUUUGUUUGCCCUAAAUUCUUACCUACCACAUGGUAAUGAAAUUCUGUAUGCUGGAAAAACACUUUUAUAAGACAGAUGGGACCUCUUAAAUUGAAAAACUCUUGAAAUGUAUAAUAUUGCACUCAUUAUGAAAGAAUGCUUGUUCCUGUUUGGGGUUGUGGACAUUGCCUUAUUGUGAUAUAAGUUGAUACCUAGACUGAAGAACUAUUACUGGAAUUUAAAUCAUGGCAUUAUUUUUUUCAACAUUUUCUUCCAACCACCCCACCAGCAAUGCUUGUAAAAUCUUUAAGUUCUUAUAAAUAAGGCUGAAUUCAAAA
Carcharodon carcharias (great white shark) is the source of this 2052-nucleotide messenger RNA. It is a transcript of the gene itpa, whose product is annotated as inosine triphosphatase (nucleoside triphosphate pyrophosphatase). Gene Ontology annotation, molecular function: nucleoside triphosphate diphosphatase activity. Gene Ontology annotation, biological process: nucleoside triphosphate catabolic process. Bases 40 to 657 code for a protein of 205 amino acids. Gene Ontology annotation, cellular component: cytoplasm. The record is from RefSeq and is a predicted model, not a curated record. Lineage: Eukaryota; Metazoa; Chordata; Chondrichthyes; Lamniformes; Lamnidae. The transcript has 8 exons.